AUGGCCUGUGAAUGGACUGAGACAGACAACAAGGGAGGGACAGAUUUUAAGAUCUACAGCAGCCUUGCAGAUGCUAUCGCAGACACAAACGCGUGGUCUGAGUACGGCGGCUUUGGAAGUACAGACGUAGGCUUUCCAGGAACAUCAGGCCCUUCUUCUGCGUCAAGUGGUCAGUACAGCAGCAUACCCGUAUCGGAGUGCUCUUCGUCUUCAACCGCCACUGGUGUGGAGGGCAACUUCUACAUAUACGACUAUGCGUCCUCUGUGGUGCCUGGCACCUGCACACGAAGUGUAGGAACUCUUGGCAGUGGUGCACAGUGCGAGGAUGAUAACGGGCAGGAGAGUCGAUUGGGUUUCCUGAUGUUCACGAAGGGAUCUCGUGCAACAAGAUGGCAAUCAACCGCCACGUCCUUUGCGGAGAACUUUGUCUGUGCUCGCUUCACAGGUGUGGAGUGGCAGUACUUGGAAGGGGCCACGUGGACUCAGUUCAUCCCAUACCCAACAGAUGUGCUGCUGGCUAGAAUAGAGUUCGACAACAACACGAUCACGUCGUUGAAAGGAUCGGAUGAAGAGUUUUACACGGUCAAACUGGGUUACGUGGAUGGGGACUUGGACUUCACGCUCGGCACCAGUUCCGUCACAAUCGCCGGAACAUCUUUUGUUGCUCGGUGUGGCGAGGAUUUAUGGUGCCGCGGUGGUAUUCGACCAAGCGGAACGGAUGGAGCAUCGUACUGCUGUGCAAGUUCCUGCACAGUAUGUGGAGGUGCAACUUGUUCCGACAACGGAGCCUUGGACAUCUGCUGCUUGAGCACUCUGCUGGAAGCUGGGAGAGUUUGUCGUGACCAUGAUGAUGUCUCAUGCUUGAUUCCGGAGUCGUCUGUUCUGUGUGGUGGCAGCCUGCAGCUUAAUAAUUUCGAGUCUGCGGCCACCAUGAAACAGGCUGGCUGGACCAUUGACAGUGACAACGACGCCGACCUGUUCUCUCCGGAUUCUACACUCAAUGGCUGGUACAGGGGCUUUGCUUCGGGCUCCAAUGCCGGUGGGAUUAGUGUCACCCUCCGGGGAUAUGGGCAACUCGAUCUGACCUAUGGAAAUGGCAAUUCUGUGUCGGGCACAAACAACCAAGUACAGGUACUCCUCGGCGGCAAUGAAGUAGACACCGCUGACUCCACACAGUCAGAAAAGACGUACACAAUCGAUUUCACGGAUGGGGACGUCUUGGAAAUCAAGGAUGCAGGCGACGCCAUCAUUCUUGUCAAGGGCCUUGCCUUCAAGUGCUUGGUACAGGAUUUCUGGCCACGCGUGGUCAUCAGAAGUGGAGAGUUUGGUGCGCCGAGCACCUGGACCGCAUGGCCUGCGGAGGCCUGCUAUUUGGAGGAGGAGUCAACUGGUACUUGGAGUGGCACGGUGAGUGUAAGCAGCAGCUCGAUUUCGACUGCCAGCGAAGGUCUUUUCCCAGUGACUUAUACCUGCAGUCGGAACAACAUCCCAACAACAAGGACUGUCAUCGUGAAAGUUCGAGAUCCGAUCGAGCUGGUAGGCCUAGAGGCCAUGAUCGUCCGCCAAUCGGCUGGCUCAACCUUGGCAGACCCUGGUGCAGCAUGCAUCGACCGAGACUUGGUCCCGCUGGCUGUUUCCACUUCACCGUCAAGCAUUGCGUUGGACAAUGUUGGCGAGUAUUCAUUCACAUACUCAUGUACCGACAGCAGCAGCCGCACUUCCACAAAGAUCCGCUAUGUUCAAGUUGCACCUGCCAUAGAAUUGAAGGGGGACGCAGUCAUUGUUAUCGAAAAGGACAAGACAUGGAACGACCCGGGUGUACAGUGUGUUGAUGUCAACGGAGGUUUGUUGGCUCACACAGCCAACCCUUCUCCCGUAGACACAACCUCGGCCGCCACGAAUACGGUCACCUAUACGUGCACGGACAGUACUUCUGCAACCCUGACCGCAACCAGGACCGUGAUUGUGACAAGCGGCCUGCCCGGAACCAUUGUUCAGGGUCCCAGCUCUGGCAUUGUCCUGCUUCUCGGAGAGACGUUUCAGGAUCCUGGGGUCUGCUGUAAGGAUAGCCACAAUCAGGUAUUGCCCUUCUCCAGCAUCUUGAAUACCGCACAUUCCGACUGGAGCGGCUUGCAAACGCUCUUCUACAGCUGUACAAGUUUUGGCGUGUCUGAAAGUGCCGUGCGGACUCUCACCGUCAACAACGUGCCAAAGAUCUUCCUCACAGGUGAUGCUGAAACACUGUCGGUAUUGGAUAACCUGUAUGUAGAGGCUGGGGCAGUUUGCACAGAUAUUGAGGAUGGCCUCAUAACAGCUUGGGGAGCGACUGGCUUGGGGACUGCGCAGAAGCUGCCUGUGCUGAGAGCGGGUGCAAGUGGGACGGUGACAUCGGGCGCAGCAGAAAAUAUCAUCGAUGGCGACGAGGCGAGCUCAGUCACUCAAGCUUGCGAGUCCUGCGUAGAGGUGCCGCAGUCGGUGUAUUUGUGGGUGGACCUGGGUGCCGGCAAAGUUGUCCACCAGUAUGCACUGGCUGGAACCGUGUCCGGAGCCAGCAUUUUAGUCGGGCCCGACAUUAACGUCGGUCCUGCUUGCAAGACUGGCAUCACGACCUCGCUUGGGAGUUCUUCGAUAGUGGAGUGCGAUGCUCCUUUGGCCGGCCGCUUCGUUACGCUGGUUGGGUCUGGUUCCUCCACUAUGAAAGUGUGCGAGCUCACCAUUUACGGCACGGUCGGGCCCGCAGCACCUGCUAGAAUCAAUAUCACAGGUACACCAGCAAGCUGCACUGGAGUUGAUGCUGUCACACUGGAGCUAGCAGGACACAACGACAGCGCCUUGGGCGUCAUGUACUCUACGCAGAUGCCUGGCUCCAACAAUGAGCUGCGUACAGAUCAAGGCACGGGACCUCAUCUACAGACAGAAGCUGUGGCCGGCAAAACUCUGGGUACUCCUGGUUCCGAGCGAUGGGUGCUGCGUGACUCAAAAUGGGUAGAGCAAGCCUAUGCCAGCGGAGGAGAGAGCUUUCCGCCAUUGGAUGGAAGCCAGUGGACUAUUUCAGGCACAGGUGCGACUUGCACGAACCUCUCCUUUGCGAUCGAUCCCGAAGACUCGUGCAGCUGGCUGUUCGGGCCAUCCAGCGCCGACGACCAGUAUGGCUGUGGGGAUGGCAGCGAGUGCAACACAGAGGGCUGCUGCUCCACGGCGGGUGGUCUUGCACGAUGUCCGCCCAAUCUCCCGAGGAUGUGCGAGGCACAGACCUGUGGCAGCGACUACUGCUGCAAAACGGAUUGUGCCUCUCACAGUGGGAACCGCUUGUGCAAGCAAAGCUCCCUGCCUACUGUUACCAGCACUGGAAGCUCUACACUGGCGCGGAUGGAAGUGGUGAGUUCCGUCUUGCCCAACGACCCUGCAAUCUACAAGGUGACGUACACUUGCUAUGAUUCGGCAGGUGCGCAUGUUUCUGUCACGAGAACCGUGGAGGUGGGAUGUGAAGAUCCAAACCCCGGUGGAACCUAUGGCGGCAACCGCGUUGCUUGCAGCACGAUUUAUAAAGAGACAGAGAACGUGGCGAACUAUGACGCCUGUGAGACUCUCUGCUUGUCGGCGAACAGCACCGAAUGUGUGGCCUACUCUUUCUUCACCAAUGGCACUUGUCAAUUUCUAACGCUCUGCACAGGGCGCUAUUUCAUGAUCAUCAACGGCACUGACCGGCACGUGGCAUAUUGCAGACGCGUGGACACAGCUCCGAGCAUUUACCUCGAAGAUGGUGUCAGCUGGUUCCUCUUGGGUGCUACAACUUACAGCCUGCCGAAGGUGAGCUGCUCUGAUUCUGAAGAUGCUGGCAACAUGGGGGACCCGACGGAUAACAUCAACAGUGUCGUGGAUGUGAACACGGCUGGGAAUUACAUUGUGACAUACACGUGCACGGACAGCGCCGGGCAGUCAACAACUGGAACACGGACAGUCACAGUAAAGGCAAACUGCUCGGUGCCUACAGUCGUGAAUCAGAACGACACCACCGGGUACUGUGUGGAAGGGACGACGUUUGCUCAUGGCACCACGUGCACGGGCGCCUGCAACUUUGGCUAUGCGCCGCGCAAUCCAACUCAUACCUGCACAACCAAGUCAGACACCGAUUACGAGUCCGCGUUUGAUCCCUCUCUUAUCUUGUGCGAUGUCCUUCCUUGCAACGAGCCCUCCGUCGCGAAUUCUGCUGUCAGUCCUACGGAUGGCCAACCGAAGGCCUGUCAAGAGAGCAAUACCGCCCGUGAGAUUCCGGAUUCCAGCGUUUGCACUCCGCAGUGUGCCGAUGGCUAUGUUCCGCGGGUUCCAGGUGUUGGUUCGGGUGCUACGCUGGCCUGCUCUGCCAAGAUUUUGGACCCAGCGACCUUUGUGUGUGAGCUGCCGGCUGCCUCUCCGUUGUCGAUCUUCGCGCCUUCCAGACCUAAGCCGGAGGGAGCUGUGGAUCUCACGCUCCAGUUUGCCACUGGCACGGCCAACGAUUGCACUUGGUCUGGAUUCAUCUUCGAGGGCAAGGAGGUAAAAAGCGGUGAGACCACGACCUAUGGCGAGAUGGUCGGAUGCGAAAACAGUAUAUUCACGGCCCGGGAUGUGGUAACAUGCAUGGCGACCGGCUUGACGGAGGGUGGUGAUUACCAGUUUCGUGUCAUGGAGGUUUGUACUGACACGAACAUGAACAGCCCGUGGACAGAAUCUGAAGUGUUCACCCUGCGCUUCGUCAUCGUCCCAGACAUUUUGCUCCUGCUCCCAGAGGGCGAUCAGUACAGUGCCGUUAGCCAGGUGCUCCUCGCAAUGCAGGUGGACGUGUACGUGACUUCCGACACCAGCAAAGCUUUCGUCAUCGAUCGCAAGAACAUCCGAGAGGGAGGUGAAGAGUGGUGUCCGACCAUCCAAUGGCGCGUGCCUGCCAAUUCGAUCAUCGAUGGCAGUCCAUCUGGAGCUUCCACUGUCGGCCUUAUUCAGGAGCGGAUUCUUAUCGCAAACUUCCCUGCGGACGACUUCAUCAAACCUGGAUGCUUCUAUGAUAUCGCUUUCGAAGAAGGUUUGUUCGUUACGGAGGACACGCCGUCGAAGGUCAAUCCUGAAUUUCGGUGGAACUUCAGCUACAUUGAUCCGUCUCCAGUGCGAAAAGUACUUCAGGUAAGUUCACAGGAAGUAAAGGAUGACGGCAUAGAAGUGACCUUCCUUGUUCAAUAUGACCUGGCAUCAGAAAUCAACUGCACCGUUGCAGCAGUGGAGCCGGAUGCAGUGCCGUUGCGGGUGACUGGCCGGGUCGCUACGGGAGCGUUGCGGCAGCCGAUUUACAGCAGCGACAUCAACAGGACAGCUGGUGAAUACACGGUCUUCGAUGACACGGCUUUCAGUUUCAGUGUUCCGGCUCUGGUGCCGAGCAAGCAGUACACCAUCAACUGUGACGGAUGGAAACGCUCCAAGCCCUGGGUUCCUGUGGUAUGCUCGAACUUUCCGGAGGCGUGUCCGGAUAUUAGCUUCACCACGCUGGCUGACACCCGUGCAGAUCUGCAGUCUAUUGGCAUUCUGAAGGUGGCAUUGUGUUCCGAUGGCACGCAGGUCACGAUGUCAUCGGAGAUUCAGACGUUCGAGCAAGUGGCAACUGGGAUAGUGAUGCUGCUUUCGCAGCACGAGCGUGUAUGCGGUGUUGAGAAAGCAGUGGGCGAGGUUGCCGACACCGACGUGAACUUUACGGUUGCUCCAGUAUCAGACUUCGCUACCAUGACGUACAACAAUCCAGAGUACGAGUUCCACAACUUCUCGUAUGAGAAGCAAGCUGAUGGCGCCAGACUACUGAUGCUGACUUCCACUCUGGAUGUCACGGUCUGCUCUCACGCACAUUCCACCGUUGAUGCCACGACUUAUCCCUGCACGAAUUAUGCUUUCAACGUGUCCUUCACGGAUACAAAGCUGGCCAUCUUGAAGAUAACUGUCACUCCGGCCAGUGGUGGAGCGUCUUACUCGGUUGAGGGAGCCGGCUCGGAGAUCAUAGCUCGGAACGGUGACGAAGUUAAGUUUGACAUGGAGAAGGAUCCUGUCACGCAGUUGACUGACAUCAAUGUUUCUUUGGGCGGCUCUACCUUUUUUCCGCAAGUGACCUCGGUGCCCAGUGAGUUCGUUAUGAUGACAAACAUCGAGGGGCAGGGACUGUCACUGCCAGUCAAGAUGAAAAUGAGUGGGGUGGAUUUCGAUAUGGAGUACAAGAUCACCUUCCAGACUCCCGACGUGACCCCGCAAGUUUUGACACCAACCUUGACAGCCUCGGGGCAGAGCCGGAAUCUCAUGACUGUUCUGGGCAACGUGCCGACGACAGCGUCUGUCAUAGCACAGGUCAGUAACCCAGCGGACUUCAUUCGACUCAGCCUCCGGAAGGUUGGCGAGGAGACCCAAGAACCGCCAGGAUUUUGCGAACAGCAGAUCUUCGACGAAGGUUGGACGAAACUUGAUUGUGUCGUCACGCUGACCCCUCUGAAGAAAGAGAGCCUGGUGCUGGAAAUGCAGGUGAAGAACUUCACUUCCACACUAUGGCAGCUUGCAAGCGACUUUUCUAUGACCGGGCAGGUUGACUUCCAAGCGCCAACAGUGACCGGUUUGUUCACGAGAGAUGCGAGUGGGGCGCAGUCGAACGGCGUCGUCGUGGAGCAGGUCAUGACAUCGGAUCCUGUCUUCUACCUCCAGGGCCAAAACUUUGCAAGUCUCAUGGACCUUUCGCUGACCUAUGUGGACUCGAAGAUUUAUCAGCUUUGGUUGGUGCUAGAUCGGGCUUCAAAUUCAAGGCUCUUGUUCUGCUCCUCUGUCGAGUACGUGUCGGACACAGAGCUGAAGUGUUUCAUUACAUCGUGCUUGGAUGCACGCAAUGUCCCAGCGGCUCCAGAAGUUGUCCUUCAAAUUGGUGAUCUCGAGUCCACUUCCGUAAUUGGACAACUGACGCUUCCACAGCCCCAGAUCUCGACCAUCACCCCGGCCACUAUCUUCGAUGCUGGCUACUCGGAGAUUGAGAUCGAGGGCGUCUCCUUCGGCGAAUUCCUGGCUGCAGAUGGCGACUUCCAGGCGGCCUGCCUCUCGUGGCAGACGAAGCUGAGCGGCUUGCUGGCGGCAGACUCAUCCAGGAGGCUGAGCUUGGCGGACCAGAUUCCAGCUCUGCAGAUGCUGGGAACGGCGAGCGUAACUGUCGGUUUGGCAACCUGCACUGUUCAGGCCGGGCCCUGA
This is a messenger RNA of Symbiodinium sp. CCMP2456, 7236 nucleotides long. Lineage: Eukaryota; Dinophyceae; Suessiales; Symbiodiniaceae. The record is from the annotation of a GenBank genome assembly.